GUUCCAGUUUUGUCAUCAAAACCAUUCUACAGUGUUGAGCUUCUUUUAUUCUGCAUCUGAGGAGUCAAAAACAGUUUAGAGUGCGGGCUUUCCCGUGCAUUGCCGUCAUCUGUGAGCUGCUUCACAAACAAUGGACCGAUCUGACGCUGAUCAGUUGAACCCUCUGAUGUCUCGGGUUCCAGAGGACAACAGCAGGGACAACAGACCUUUCCCACUGCCUGCCUGUGUUUCCUCUGGGUUGGCUGAAGUUCUUGUCGUCUUUUGCAUUGGACUGUUGUCAGGAGCUGCAGGAGGUCUUCUGCUGGGAGGGACAGCAGUCGUUACGCUUCAGUCCCUGGAGCUUCUGGCUGACAACAGGCUGCUCAUGGAGCAAUUAGAAAAACACAUCAUGGAUAAUGUUUAUUACAUUAAAUAUAAUAACAUUGUGUAUGACAUCUACAUAUCCGUACUUGCAGUGAUGUUUGGUGUUUUUUCCUCAACCUUGUCAUUAGCUGCAGGUAUCUCUAUUGGAUUCAAAACAUAUUCACUGGUGAUCAAAAUAAAAGGUGAAGCAGCGAUGGGGAAGGCCCUGAUGUGGGCUGGCCAAGUAUGUCUCAUGGGUGUCACUGCAACUGGAUACAUUGUGGGCCUCACUUUAGAAAGUUUUCUCUCCAUUAUUUUUAAUUGGACUAUGUCUCUAUGUUUUUUAAUUUCAGUACCAGUAACAUGGCUGGUGGUUCCAAUGAUCAGUGAGAUCUGUUGUAAAUCACGUAACUGCGAUCCAAUUAUCUGGUGGUUUUUCACGCCACUUGCUGCAGUGAUUACAUUAGCAAUAAGUUCCUUGUGUAAAAUCAGGAUAUAUCUUGUAGCUGUUUUGAUUCCUACAAUUAUGGCUGCAAGGGAACUUGGAAAUUACUUCGAACUAAGUAAUGUAACUGUGCCAUUGAUGUUGAUCAUUUCUGAUGUAUAUUACAUUGCAGGCUGGCAGAUUGUUUCCUUACAGUCACCAACAUUCACAAACAUUAGCAGUGCUGUAGUAGAGGCCAUUAUUGUUGGAGUUUUAGCUUCUCUGCUGUGGUCUGUUACUGUAGGAAUGUCAUUAUUUGUGUCCUGGCAAAAGGGUGGAGCAUUUAAAAUCGGUGCUACUGCUGCAGCUUCUGGUUCAGCAGUUUUAGGUGCUAUAAAGAUGGCUCUUCCUGUGCUGGGUCCAGGUCCUACUAUAGGAGCUCUGAUAGGGGUGGCAGGGGCAGUAGGGGUUUCUCUUUCUGCAGCAGGGGCUGUAGCAGACCAGUUUGGACAAGCACUACGCCGCUAUGGGUUUGUAGGAAGGUUGGGGCUGACAGUGGGGGCCGCUGUAGGAGCUUUUCUAUCCUCAUGCGCUCACAGCGGGCUGUCAGGGAUGUUCAUGGCUCUGUGCGCAGCUACAAUUCCUGCCGGAGUGUUUAUUAAACAGUUUUUUGAGUCCAUACCUGUACAUUCAGAUUCCACAUUAGGAGAAAUGAUUGUGUUUUUAUUGUUAUCAACAUUGAUCUGUUAUAUAUAUGGCCUCAUAGCAUUUAACCGCAUCAUUUCUUUCGAGAUUGUAGAAUGCAAGUUUUUACUAUGUAGUAUAAUUGCAUCUUUUUUUAGUUUGCUGUUGUGAAGAACAGACAUUUACCAUUUUAUGUGUCACAACACAAUACAAAACAAAUUAACAAAAACAAAACAAAUGACUAUA
This is a messenger RNA of Larimichthys crocea (large yellow croaker), 1696 nucleotides long. RefSeq lists its product as uncharacterized. The coding region runs from base 131 to 1621 and encodes 496 amino acids. The record is from RefSeq and is a predicted model, not a curated record. The transcript has 4 exons. Lineage: Eukaryota; Metazoa; Chordata; Actinopteri; Sciaenidae.